CGUUCUCGUCUGCUGGAACGCGCGUCACUACCCGCGGAUGGCUUGUUGAAGGAAACCGGUGUUGUUGACACUUCUACACUGAUUCAAUGGCGGUCGAAGUGAGACAGGAGCUUGCACAGCUGAUGAAUUCAAGCGGAUCUCACAAAGAUCUCGCUGCUAAAUACAGGCAGAUUUUGGAGAAGGCCAUUCAUUUCACAGACUCAGACCAGCUGGAGUCCUUGAAGGCCUUUGUUGAAGCAAUGGUCAAUGAAAAUGUUAGUCUCGUCAUCUCAAGACAACUUCUAACUGAUUUCUGCACACAUCUGCCCAACCUGCCCGACGCUACAGCCAAAGCAGUUUAUCACUUCACCUUAGAAAAGAUUCAGCCAAGGGUUAUCUCCUUUGAGGAACAGGUAGCCUCAAUCAGGCAGCAUUUAGCAACCAUUUAUGAAAAGGAGGGAGACUGGAGAAACGCUGCCCAAGUUUUAGUUGGCAUUCCCCUGGAAACAGGACAGAAGCAGUACAAUGUUGACUAUAAGUUGGAUACGUACCUGAAAAUUGCCAGACUGUACUUGGAGGACGAUGACCCGGUUCAGGCAGAGGCUUACAUCAACAGAGCCUCGCUGCUUCAGAACGAGUCCUCGAACGAACAGCUGCAGAUACACUAUAAGGUAUGUUAUGCCAGAGUUUUAGAUUUUCGGAGAAAGUUCAUUGAAGCUGCACAAAGAUACAACGAGCUGUCGUAUAAGUCUAUCGUUCAUGAAAGUGAGCGUCUGGAGGCACUGAAACAUGCGCUGAACUGCACCAUACUGGCCUCUGCAGGACAACAGCGCUCCCGUAUGUUGGCCACUCUGUUCAAAGACGAGCGCUGCCAGCAGCUCGCUGCUUAUGGUAUUCUGGAGAAGAUGUACCUGGGCCGAAUCAUCAGAGGAAACCAGCUACAGGAGUUUGCUGCCAUGCUGAUGCCUCACCAGAAAGCCACCACAGCAGAUGGCUCGAGCAUCCUCGACAGAGCUGUGAUUGAACACAACCUCCUGUCUGCCAGUAAACUGUACAACAACAUCACGUUUGAAGAACUUGGAGCAUUGUUGGAAAUUCCUCCAGCAAAGGCUGAGAAGAUUGCCUCUCAGAUGAUCACAGAAGGUCGAAUGAAUGGCUUCAUUGACCAAAUAGAUGGUAUCGUUCACUUUGAAACUCGUGAACCACUUCCUACCUGGGACAAACAGAUCCAGUCUUUAUGUUUUCAAGUCAACAACCUCCUAGAAAAGAUCCGUCAGGCAGCACCGGAGUGGGCCGCACAGGCUAUGGAAGCCCAAAUGACCCAGUAAAAACAUCUGCACCUCCUGUUCCCUCAAACUUGAAGUUAUACCUUCCUGCUCAGAAUUGUCACCAUUUGAUAUCAGUUUUAUCAGACAUUAUAAUUAUAGUCACCCCAGAAGUAGUUGUUUUGUUUUACUGUCAUUCAGUGUGUAUAUGUGUGUCUAUGUCUGGGACAGAUAAAAUGUAUGGGUGUAACUUUAAAUGUAACCAAUUUCCAAAUUAAACUUUGAGACGUGAUCACUCGUAGCUGACAUUAAACAAGGUCAAAAAAGGUGCACACAUGUCUAAUUUAAGCUUUUGUAUUUCAAGCCAUUUUUGAGUUUUCAGUUUCAAGCCAACAAUAUUUGUGAAAUGGUUUUAAGUACUUGAUGUAAACCUCUUGGUGCACACCUACCUGCAUUUUCACUGAAAAGAAAUAAAGUCUGAGUUGAGA
Messenger RNA from Nematolebias whitei (Rio pearlfish), 1732 nucleotides. RefSeq names its product COP9 constitutive photomorphogenic homolog subunit 4 (Arabidopsis) (gene cops4). The record is from RefSeq and is a predicted model, not a curated record. Gene Ontology annotation, cellular component: COP9 signalosome; cytosol. Lineage: Eukaryota; Metazoa; Chordata; Actinopteri; Cyprinodontiformes; Rivulidae. The coding region runs from base 87 to 1307 and encodes 406 amino acids. The transcript has 10 exons.